UUAUUAUUAUUUUUAAGUAUCUUAGUUCCGAAUUUAGGAAAUGGACAUCUAAUAGUUGAUCGUAUACAAUGGGGUGCUUCAGAAUUGGCUAAAAAACUAACGAUACCGUUGAAACAUCCCAUACCAUAUGUACUCAUAACACACAUCGGUGUACAGUCAGUACCUUGUUUAAAUAUAUAUAAAUGCUCCAUUAAAAUGCGCACUAUACAAGAUUCAGCAAUUGCUGAAAAGAAUUUACCAGAUAUACAGGCAAACUUUUAUGUCGGUGACGAUGGCAAUAUUUAUGUGGGACGUGGCUGGGAUUACGCCAAUACUUAUGCAAAUGAUACCUUGGCUGUGACGUUUAUGGGUGACUAUGGUCGCUACAUACCAAGUGAUAAGCAAUUGGAAGCCACACAAUUUCUAUUGGCUCAUGCAAAAACAAGUCAAUACAUUGACUUGGCUUAUAAAUUAGUGGCACAAAAUCAGACAAAAUUAAGCAAGAGUCCAGGUGCAAAUGUUUAUCGUUAUAUAAAGAACUGGCCACACUUUUAUCCCUGUGGCAUGGAUGACAACCCCAAGUGCGGUAGUGAACUAGGUAUGCCUGAGAAAUGGGAUGGAAAUAUGUAAAAGCUAUUUUACUAUACUUGCAAUGUUGUUUCUUGUUUAAAUAUUUUUACAUCUAAAAU
Teleopsis dalmanni is the source of this 668-nucleotide messenger RNA. RefSeq names its product peptidoglycan-recognition protein LA-like. Gene Ontology annotation, biological process: peptidoglycan catabolic process. Lineage: Eukaryota; Metazoa; Arthropoda; Insecta; Diptera; Diopsidae. The record is from RefSeq and is a predicted model, not a curated record. The transcript is spliced from 3 exons. Gene Ontology annotation, molecular function: zinc ion binding; N-acetylmuramoyl-L-alanine amidase activity. The annotation marks the transcript as partial.